Copidosoma floridanum is the source of this 3642-nucleotide messenger RNA. It is a transcript of the gene Phlpp, whose product is annotated as PH domain leucine-rich repeat protein phosphatase. The record is from RefSeq and is a predicted model, not a curated record. Gene Ontology annotation, molecular function: protein binding. Lineage: Eukaryota; Metazoa; Arthropoda; Insecta; Hymenoptera; Encyrtidae.
AUGGUGCAAGCAGGAUUGAGGCUGCUGGCGAUUGCCGAGGAGGUGAGGGACAGCAGUAGCGAGGACGAGGGGCUGUCGGCUGCCGACAAGAGGCUCCAGAGGAUGGAUACCGACUCGCUGGAGGAUGAGGCGUGCCGGGCGUCUUUGGCCACGUCGGAGGAGGAGGAGGAGGAGGACGAAGCCGAUGGUCAACAGCAGAAGGAGGGAGCCGUGGCGGCCGGCAGGGUCAACAAGUUGGACAUGAGCGGGAGCGGAGUGGCGAGGCUGCCGGAGGCCGCGCGAGCCUUCCACGGAGUCCGGGAAUUCUUUCUGGGUCACAACCAAUUGGCCCAACUCGACGGCAAUCUCAAGCUGCUGCACAGCUUCCCCGAGCUUCGGGAGCUGCACUUGGAGAACAACCGACUGACGGAGAUACCCAGGGAGCUGCUGUCCCUCGGGAGGCUGACCUUCCUCGACCUCUCGGACAACGGGAUACACCGGAUUCCAGCCGGCAUCGCCUCGCUGACCAGCCUGAGAGAGCUGAUACUCGACCGAAAUGACGUCAAAGAGCUGCCCGACGAGAUCGUCGAGCUACGCCGAUUGGAGCACCUCUCGUUGGUGGGCAACCUGAUCGAGCUCCUGCCCGGCUUUCUCCUCGAGAUGCGAGCCCUCGCCCUCGCCGACGUGCUCGGCAGUGGCGGUAACAGUAGGCCCGACAACGUCAGCUCCCCCGGUACGAGCAAAUUAGCCACAUCGUCGUCCUCGUCGUUCUCGUCAACGUCCUCCUCCUCUUUUUCCGCUGCUGCUUCCACACCCGAGGAAAAAAGCAGUGUGCACAACAACGUCCUCAGCAAAGUCAAUUUGCGAAAUAACCAGCUCAAAGGAAACAUCAUUCUCGGCAACUACGGGAACGUCACGCACUUGGAUCUCAGUGAGAACAACAUCGAGACGCUCGACUUGAGCGCACUGCAGGAGCUGAGGAGCGUCAGGUGUGCGCGCAACCAACUCACCGAGCUGACCCUCUGCGGUCGGAGCCUCGUAUCUCUCAUUGCCGGGAACAACAAGCUGAAAGUAUUGAGCGUUUCUCCCGUGCCGGUCAACCUCGAGCACCUGGACGUCUCUUACAAUGAGCUGGACAGCCUGCCCGAGUGGACGCCCGAGUUGCCGGUGCUACGAGCGUUGUUCGCCUCGCACAACAAGCUGACCGCGCUGCCCGACCGACUCUUGUCCCAGCCCACGGCCUCGCGCCUCGAGGUCCUCCACUUGCCGCACAAUCGGCUCCAGGCCCUGCCACCGCCUCGCAGGCAGCUCAGUCUCGUCCACCUCACGCUACAGGACAACGCCCUCACCGCCCUACCCGCCAACUUUUUCGCCAACACCCUCAAGAUGAAAGUGCUGAAUCUGUCGAACAAUCGAUUGUCGGAGCUGCCCGGCGUUGCCGUGGACGGUAAUAACGUUAACGGCGGACAGAAGGCCCGCAACGAAGCCGCCAGCUCGUUGGAGAAAAUCUACCUCACAAGCAACUCCCUAACGAACACCGCCCUCGACGUUCUGGCAAAGUUCAGCGCGCUCAGGGUACUCCAUCUCGCCUACAACGCCCUGGACACGCUGCCCGAGAUCUGCGUGGCCUCUUGGAAGGAGCUCGAGGAGCUCGUGCUGUCGGGCAACAAGCUCCAGUAUCUCCCGGACAACGUGGCGAGCCUGGCGCACCUCAGGGUACUCAGGGUUCACUCGAACAGGCUGCUCCGGUGUCCCGCCUUCAACAGGACUCCCUCGCUCAAGGUCCUCGAUCUGGCGCACAACCACCUGGAGCACCUGAACCUCGACAGCCUGUUGUCGUCCCAGCUGCAGUUCCUCGACAUAUCCUGCAACUCACGGCUGCACGUGGACCCGCGCCAGUUCCAGAGCUACCACAGCACUCGCCGGCCCGUCUCCCUGGUCGACGUCUCGGGCCAGAGCAAGUCGACCGUUUGCACGCCCGAGACCAGUGCAACCAGCAGCAACAACAGCUCACCAUCGACUGGAGCGUCGGCUCGCAAUGACUCGGUGGAGCUCAACCACCACCUGCCCUGGCGACUCGGGUUUUCCGAGACCACCGGCGCCCGUGAAAGACUGCUGAUCAGCCAGUUGCGCAUGCCGGCGUUCUGCGGCACGGAGUGCCUGUUCGGGCUGUUCGACGGGUGCUCGAGCCAAGAGGCCCCGAGCUCGCUCCAGGAGAUGAUCCCCCGGCUUCUGUUGGACGAGUCCGCGGUCAAGGAGACGCGUAGCGAGUACCUGCGUUACACCUUGCUGUCGGCGCAGCGCGAGCUGAGGGAAAAGGGGCAAAAGUACGGGAUCGACGCCGGCUUGGUGCACGUGACGAGGCUUGAACCCGAACAGUUGCUGGAUGACGAUGACGGUGGCGACAGGGGCCGUCCGAGGUACCUAUUGACGGCGGCUACCUGCGGCGAGGCCAGGGCCGUUCUGUGUCGAGCCUCGGGGCCGCUGCAGCUCGCCAAGAGCACGAGGCUCGUCGGUCUGCCGAGGCUGCAGGCCGCCCUCGCUCAGGGACGCAAGGUCCACAGCGCGACCCACGAUCUCUUACCGAUUGCUCUGCCCGAGCCCACCAGCGAGGAGGUGGUCCUCGAGGAGGACGACGAGUUUGUGAUAAUCGGCAAUCGUCGGCUGUGGGAGGUGCUCAGUAUCCAGGAAGCGGUACGCCAGGCGCGCGCGGAAGCGAACCCCGUGCUCGCGGCCAAGCGUCUCCAGGACCUCGGCCAAGCCUACGGCGCCGAGGACAACCUCAGCGUGAUAGUGUUGCGCCUGUCGAUGGCCAACGCGACUGCCGCCAUGCAGGCCGAGGCCGGACUGGCCGCCUGUGCUAACAACGGCUUUUAUCUCAACGGUGUGCUGAGGAACGUCGUCAGCGCGAGAUCGAGCGCAAAGUCGAGCAAAAGCAGCCAGGGCCUUUCGAAGGACGCGUCGAGCGUGGGCAGCAACCCGCACCAGCGGGAGGACCGCAGCUCCCCGAGCGGCCAGUCGGACCAAACGACGAGCGACGUGGGUCUGUUCGAGCCGCGCUCGCGCCGACGGACCUCCGGCCGGACCGGCGGGCGCUUCUGCUCGGGGAGCGCGAGCGCCGGUAAGAUUCGCCAGCUGCAGGGCUCGGCUGGUGCAGGGAGCGUCGCCGGGUCCGAGCGCUCCCCGCCCCCUAGCGAUGAGCAACUGCGCUGCUGGGAGUACAUGCUCGAGCAAAACACCCAGCUGCUCUUCGACAAAGAACUGGACACCCUCACGAGCGCGCCCAGCAGCACCAGCAGGAGCACCGCCCUGCGACGAGGUGGGCAGUCGAGGUCGACGCCGCAGCUGGGCUCGAGCACGGGCGUGCCCUUCCUGUCUCGGCGAUUUGGCAGCGCUCGAUCCUUCGAGACCACAUCCGGAGCGGGUUAUCAGCAGCCCCUGGUGCAGCCGGUGCCGGUCAUCCGCUCGGCUUUCGGAGGCAGCGCUCGGAGAUUAUUGAACGGCGGGCCGAACGCCGCGUACUUUGGAAGUUUGCAGAGGCUCAUGCCCUACAAUCUCGAGUACGACUUUGCCGUUAUUCAGGAGCGCGGGGCCCUCGACUCCCUCGAGCAGGACGCCUCGAGGAUGCAGCAGUACUGGGGCGUCGCUACUACGGAGUUGUGA